CAUUGCUAAAAAAAUAUUACUCUCCAUUUAAUCGUUUUAAGCCAGUGGCAAAAGGCAUGUCUGGAAAGCAAGAGAGUGAACGUCCUUCGCCGGAAAUGAAUGCCUGCAAGGUGAUUAUCAAGAGGUUAUUUGCCAGUUCCUAUAGGAGCAUAGCUUGGGUGUUCUACGAACCACUGGAUGCCCAGCUCUUGGCCCUACACGAUUACCACGACAUUGUCGAGGAACCCAUGGAUCUGUCCACCGUACGACAUCGCCUUAAUACGGGUUGCUAUCAGACAGCCGCCGACUUUGCCAAGGAGGUGAGGUUGAUUUUCUACAACACCUAUUUGUACACAAAUCCUGGCCACUUGUGCUACGAAAUGGCCAAAAAGCUGCAGCUCAUCUUCGAGGAGAUGUACGCCCAGGUUCAGCUAUACACAUCCCAGGGCAAAAAACUGGAUGCCGACGAUGGGAGCUCGGCGAGUUCUUCGAGCUCUUCGAGUUCUUCAAACUCUUCGAGUUCUUCGAGCUCUUCAGAAGAGUCGGACAUAGCUGUGAGGAAAACAGAACCAAGCAGCUCGGAGGCUUCCACCUCGACUCGUGAGUGGACUCCGCCGCAACUCUGGGGUACUUCAAGGGAGGGGGAACCCUUUACGACCGAAGAGGAUCUCGAUCUGCACGCCAAGAUUCAGCAGUUGGAUGGUGAGGUGCUGCUGCACGUGAUCCACCUGGUCCAACGGAUGGAGGGCGCCGAGUAUGGCAACAAGGAGCUGGAGUUCGACGUCUGCCAACUGAAGGUGCACACCAAGCGCGCCAUCAUCCACUACUUGGCCAGCAAAGGGUUCACGGGAAAAAGAGUGGCUCGCACCAAACCCAAAUACAACGAGUCUUAA
This is a messenger RNA of Drosophila gunungcola (fruit fly), 872 nucleotides long. It is a transcript of the gene tbrd-3, whose product is annotated as bromodomain-containing protein 2. The transcript is spliced from 2 exons. The record is from RefSeq and is a predicted model, not a curated record. NCBI's taxonomy places the organism in Eukaryota, Metazoa, Arthropoda, Insecta, Diptera, Drosophilidae. Gene Ontology annotation, biological process: chromatin remodeling; regulation of DNA-templated transcription. The coding region runs from base 57 to 872 and encodes 271 amino acids. Gene Ontology annotation, cellular component: chromatin; nucleus.